Molecule: messenger RNA, 1740 nt
Organism: Lachancea dasiensis
Lineage: Eukaryota; Fungi; Ascomycota; Saccharomycetes; Saccharomycetales; Saccharomycetaceae
Source: the annotation of a GenBank genome assembly
AUGAGCAGCGUUCAUAGUCAGACGAGUGAUGUGGUAGUGGAGGAUUCGAAAGGGCAGCUGAGGUCGGGGAAAACCAGUGGAAACGGCACAACAGCCACCCGGACGAUGUCAAAUAACAGUGGGAAGUCGACCAUCACGUUCGAGAAGCAGAAAGUCAAGUCGCGGGCUAGAACGCAGUCUGUCCAGAGUGUAUUGAGCUGCAUUUCGUUGCGCAGCAUGGUGGGAAACAACGAGGAAACUCUGGGUUCUUAUCCGCAUCACGGCUCCAGCAACAAUGGCCACAGUAAUAACAACCAUAAUAGCAACGGUGGCAGCAAUAAUGGUAGUAGUGGAAACAACGGUGGCGGUGUCGGCAAUGUGGGCGUCCCGGCUACGCAACAAAUUCAGUCCCCUGCCAUGGCAUCGGUGCAGAAAAGAGCCUCGCAUUCGUACUAUAAGGACGCGAUCGGGCAAAAACUACCGUUCACCGACGACAAACGGCGACAGCUUGAAAAUGAUGGUCAGAGGUUCGGCUCUCGUGCGAGUAAUACCAAACUUUCGAAGACGAACCUCAGGGAUCAUAACACCAGUACGGCUUCCAGCGGAUCUUCUAAUAGUGCCGAGAGGAUCUUGGAGUCCGAUGUGGAGAAUGAAGCCGAGCAGCAAAAGAGGCUGACGACUGAUGCCUUGCGUAGGCUGUCCAGUAUGAGAAAGAGUGCCACGGUGAACGGAAAUAGCAAUGGCAACGGAAAACUUCUCGGAAAUGGCACAAGGUCUGAGCCGCCAGAAGAGAAUAACGAAGUAGCCCAUAAUGCUUCUGAGCAACCCGUCAAUAGUACGUACUUUGAGCCUAAUCCUGUUUUCCGUGAUUCGUACAUCGGAGAAACUGAUCCGGAGACGUUGACACAUAUUCAAUUUGGCGGUAAGAAUAUAAUUAUGGACUCGUCUAUUCCAAACAAGAGGGCUUCCAUUGCCCCUGUGAGAAACGCACUUGAUAUGCUUCCUUCUACUUUGGGGGCAAACUCCAACGCAACCACCUCUGGGACCAAUACUUCUAAGUCGAAACGUCCUCCGAAACAACUGAACGCACCAAAAAAGCCUCUUUACACGCCUGCAGUCCUGCGUGAUAUCUCUGAGACUAAUAUUACAAAUGCCGAGCUGGGCUCGUCCGGACCGCCUUGCUUAACGUCGUACAAUUCGGGCGGACGUACAUCUCGCAGUAGUGUGAGAAGCGUGAGAUCCACAUCUUCGUCGAUCAUCUCUGACUACACCAAAAAGUUGACCUCCCUGUGGCAUAGGGACCAUACAUACGCCAGUGCUGCCGAAUUAAUACCACCAACCCGCAAUCACUGGAUAGCCGACAACAAAAGACAUUCUUGCCACUAUUGUCACCGGAUAUUUACUUUUUGGGAACGUAAACAUCAUUGUAGGCACUGUGGUGAUAUUUUUUGCACACAGCAUGUCAGGCAUUGGCUCUAUUUGGAUAGUGAUGCCAAAUUUGUCAUUGGUGGUGCUGGAGUUGGCGCUUUGUCAAAAAUUUGCGAUGGUUGCCUUCAAGAAUACGAUACUUUAGUGCGCGAGGGACCUUCCACUACCGGGAAUGUCAACCAGCAAAGUGACACGCCCAAGUCAGUCACUCCCGUCCCUAGAGCAGACGUCUCUCUGGCCCAGAAAAACCUGGUUGAGGAGGAAGGCAAGCGUGGGCGACUGGACAGCAUUGUUGGGAGUGUGCCUGCGGACUGGAAUUGGAGCAGUUUCUAA